This is a messenger RNA of Rhagoletis pomonella (apple maggot), 1995 nucleotides long. It is a transcript of the gene Crk, whose product is annotated as adapter molecule Crk. The transcript has 6 exons. Gene Ontology annotation, molecular function: protein binding. The record is from RefSeq and is a predicted model, not a curated record. The coding region runs from base 67 to 1020 and encodes 317 amino acids. Lineage: Eukaryota; Metazoa; Arthropoda; Insecta; Diptera; Tephritidae.
UCUAACAUUGCAUUUGUUAUAUUGCAGUGACGUAUUUUAAAGUUACCAUCAAGAUAAAUAUCGAGAAUGGACGCAUUCGAUGUAUCGGAUCGAAAUAGUUGGUAUUUUGGACCGAUGUCUCGUCAGGAUGCCACCGAAGUCCUUAUGAGCGAGCGUGAACGAGGUGUGUUUCUAGUACGCGAUAGUAACUCUAUCGCAGGUGAUUAUGUAUUAUGUGUAAGAGAAGACACCAAAGUUAGUAACUAUAUAAUAAAUAAGAUACAGCAACAGGAACAAAUAUUCUAUCGAAUAGGUGAUCAAUUAUUCGAAAAUUUACCAAAAUUGUUAACUUUUUAUACGUUACAUUAUCUUGACACCACUCCUCUACGGCGCCCUGCUCCAAAGAAGUCUGAAAAAGUUAUAGGGAGGUUCGACUUUGAGGGAAGUGAUCAGGAUGAUCUACCAUUCAGACGUGGGGAAAUCUUGACUGUAAUCCGCAAAGAUGAGGAUCAGUGGUGGACAGCAAGAAAUCAGCAAGGACAAAUCGGCCAAAUACCUGUACCUUAUGUUCAAAGAUGCGAAGGAAAUUCAGAUGACAACUGCAUUGAUCGACCCUUGUCCGGUGUAAGCGAUUGCGGUAAUGCUUUGGGACCUAGCAAUAGUCUUCGUUCGCCAUUGCUGACAAGCGGUACUUGCAAAAGUGAUGCCACAGAACAUUCUACUACGAAUUGUCACCAAUUGAGCAAUUCGCUCAAAAAAUCCGACCUGAAUCGCAAAUUACCAGCGUACGCACGCGUGAAACAGGCACGUGUACCCAAUGCAUAUGACAAAACAGCGUUGAAACUGGAGAUUGGCGAUGUAAUUAGAGUAACAAAAACGAACAUAAACGGUCAGUGGGAGGGAGAACUUAAAGGCAAAAAAGGCCACUUCCCGUUCACACAUGUUGAAUUUAUUAAUGAUUGUGAUUCUCUGCAUAGCAUUGACGAAAGUACGACGGAGACGCAUUCUGCGCUAAGCAUAAAAAACGACUGGGGGGAAUAACUCAUUUAAGAAAUUUCUAUUUCAAGUUGUAUGAUUUUUGCUAUGUUUCUCUUAAUAACUAAGGAUACAACAAAUCAAUAUUAUAAAUAUAAAUUUUCUUAGCUAUAUUAUGGAGUUACCCUCCCAUAAGUAAUAUAUGUUCAUCAGAUAGUUUUAAAUAAACAUAGAGGAAAAAUAGACAUAAGAUAUGCUUUCGCAGAAGUAAUUUGGGACAAGAGUACGCCGAAAAUGAAAACCUACAUUUGAUAUUUGUAAUACGAAUACAGCAAUUUAUUAUGCAUAAAAACGAGUGUCUGCUUUAAAUUGUAAACGGCCUAUACAGACACACUUAUUUAGGUUCAUAUUUUUGUACACAUGCAUAUACAUUAGCGUGGGCCGAAAAUCCGCUUUUUUUGAAUUUUGAUUGGUAAUAGCAAAAAUAUGGUUCAUUAUGUUCUAAAAUAAAUCUGUGUGAAAUGUGAAAAAUUUUGGUCAAUAUCCUAGGCUCGCCCAUGUCCACCAAAGUUCAAGUACUAAAAAAAUUUUUUUUUUAGCUAACUUCGGUUCUUUACAAAAAAGGUCCAUAUACCAAAUUAUGUAGGACUAAUACUUUCGAAGAUAUUUGCAGUUUUAGUAAAAAAGUAUUAACUAUUUUAGUUAAAAAGUAUUAUUUAUUAAUUUUUAUUUUUUGAGCAAAAAAUUCGAAAUUUCACACAGAUUUUUUUUAAAGCAUAAUGAAUCAUAUUUUUGCUAUUACCAAUUAAAAUUCUAAAAAAGCGGAUUUUCGGCACACGCUAAUAUACAUAUAUAAAUAUUUCAUAAACGUGAUCAUUUUAUUAUUUAAAUCUGGUCACAUAUUUUAUGGUUUUGAUUUGUCUUUAUAAAUAAUACUUACGAUAACAAAAAUACAUUAAACAGUUGCUAUAAACAAAUAAAUAAAAAAGAUGCUGUUAUAGAAAUAAUUGAAAAAAAUUCUAUUUACAGCUGAAAACUACA